ACGUCUCCACACAACACACCAUCACACACAACACACAAUGCACCUUCCCUUCUCUUCUUCCUAGUCCCACCACCCCACCUCCUUUUCUAUGCGCACUUCUCACCCUCAUCACCAUCAUCUUUACCCCCUUUCCAAAAUUGCUUCUCUCGUCAAUUCAUUCCACCUUUCUAGCCGCCACCAAAAACAACAUCACUUUACAUCACAUUUAACUACUUAACUUUCAAAAAAAAUCACUUUUUCUUCAAAAAAAUCACUUUUUCUUCUUUCACCAUUAGUCUCCAACCCAAGUGAAAAAGCUCAUUUCUUUUCAAGAAUCCGUGGCUAUCCCUCAUCCAAUACCUCAUUUUUCUCCCAAUAAUUGAAGAUUGAGUCACACCCCAUAAAACUUCAAACUUCACAGUUGAGCAAGAACAAGAACAAGAACCAGAAGAACAAAGCUUGAUGCCAAUUCUGGAAUCUGGGUAUUGUCCAAGUUCAAAUUUUUCGAAAUGGGUUGCAUUUAUUCAAGGGUAUGCAUUGGUGACACUUGCAGAGGCUCAAGCGUCAAUGGUGACCCAGUUGUGAGAACUGCCAUAGGUGAAGCUGCUGAGUUCUCAGAAGCUUCUUCUGAUGUUCAGGAAGGUGAAAUCAGAGACCAGUUGAACCAAUUGAGCUUGACCAGAGACCCUGAAGCUGGAAUCAGAAGGCUUGCUAGGGUUUCAGCUCAGUUUCUUCCCCCUGAUGGUUCAAGAGUAGUGAAGGUUCCUUCAAACAACUUUGAAUUGCGUUACUCUUUCUUGUCUCAGCGUGGUUACUACCCUGAUGCCCUUGAUAAGGCUAACCAGGACAGUUUCUGCAUUCAUACCCCAUUUGGGACUAACCCUGAGGACAAUUUCUUUGGUGUUUUUGAUGGGCAUGGUGAAUUCGGAGCGUUGUGUUCGCAGUUUGUGAAGCAGAAGGUGUGUGAGAAUUUGCUGAGGAAUUCUAAGCUUCAUGUUGAUGCUGUGGAGGCUUGUCAUGCUGCUUUCUUGACCACGAAUUCGCAGCUUCAUGCUGAUGUUUUGGAUGAUAGUAUGAGUGGUACUACGGCGAUCACGGUGUUGGUGAGGGGGAAGACGAUGUAUGUUGCGAAUUGCGGGGAUUCGAGGGCUGUGAUUGCUGAGAGGAGAGGGAAGGAUAUUGUGGCGGUUGAUUUGUCUGUUGAUCAGACUCCUUUUAGGAAUGAUGAGCUUGAGAGGGUGAAGCUUUGUGGAGCUAGAGUGCUUACAUUGGAUCAGAUUGAAGGGCUGAAGGACCCUGAUGUUCAGUGUUGGGGGACUGAAGAGGAUGAUGAUGGUGAUCCUCCUAGGUUGUGGGUGCCUAAUGGAAUGUACCCGGGUACCGCUUUUACAAGGAGCAUAGGGGAUUCUAUUGCUGAGACUAUUGGGGUUGUUGCUAACCCUGAGAUUGUUGUCUUUGAGCUCACACAGAACCACCCUUUUUUUGUGCUUGCCAGUGAUGGGGUGUUUGAGUUUCUCUCUAGCCAGACAGUGGUUGAAAUGGUUGCAAAGUUCAAAGAUCCCCGUGAUGCUUGUGCUGCAAUAGUGGCAGAAUCUUAUCGACUUUGGCUACAGUAUGAAACUCGUACAGAUGAUAUUACAGUCAUCAUUGUGCACGUAAAUGGGCUGACUGAACCUGCUGUUGGUCAGUCAGCAAGUUAUGGUAAUGUUUUCGCAACCACCAUGCCUCAAGUUGUAGAGGUGACAGGAUCUGAAUCCCCUUCCACCUUUGGCUGGAAUGCUAGGAACCCUCGUGUAAGGCAUGACUUGUCAAGGGCACGCAUCAGAGCAAUUGAAAGUUCCCUAGAGAAUGGACAAACAUGGAUUCCUCCAUCUUCAGCCCACCGAAAGACAUGGGAGGAAGAAGCACACAUAGAACAGGCAUUGCAUGAUCAUUUUCUCUUCCGGAAGCUUACUGAUUCUCAGUGUCAUGUUUUAUUGGAUUGCAUGCAAAGAGUUGAGGUACAACCUGGGGAUAUUAUUGUCAAACAGGGUGGUGAAGGUGACUGUUUUUAUGUUGUUGGCAGUGGAGAAUUUGACGUCUUGGCAACUCAGGAGGAAAAGGAUGGUGAGGUACCUAGGGUUUUGCAGCGCUACACAGCUGAAAAACUAUCAUGCUUUGGAGAACUUGCUUUAAUGUAUAAUAAACCACUCCAGGCUUCUGUACGUGCUGUAACAGAAGGAACUCUUUGGGCUUUAAAGCGAGAAGAUUUUCGAGGGAUUUUAAUGUCAGAAUUCUCUAACUUAUCUUCGUUAAAGUUGCUUCGGUCUGUAGAUCUCCUCUCAAGGUUGUCAAUUUUGCAACUGAGUCAGAUUUCGGACUCCCUCUCUGAAGUUCCUUUCUCAAGUGGGCAAACAAUAAUUGAUAAAAAUGAAGUCCUUGCAUUAUACAUUAUCCAGAAGGGACAAGUGAAAAUCACUUUUGAUUCUGAUUUAUUGACAAGUCCAAAUGCGUCCAGCCUCAAGCCUGACAUCCAAAAUGAGGAUGGUGAUGUACAGAGCAUUGGAGAACUGUCAAUAGAGAAGCCAGAGGGAAGCUAUUUUGGCGAAUGGGCACUUCUUGGUGAAAAUAUUGGCUCCUUGACUGCUGUUGCGGUGGGUGAUGUUGUAUGUGCUUUACUAACAAAGGACAAAUUUGAAUCAAUUGUUGGCUCCGUGCAAAAGAUUUCUCAGGAAGAUCUCAAGUUGAGGGAUGAUUUCGAGUUGACUAGAAAAAUUGAAUUUUCAUCCCUUGAGAAUGCCCAGCUCUCAGAUUUGGAGUGGAGAAAGACCCUAUAUUCAACUGAUUGCUCUGAGAUUGGGCUUGCAAGUUUAAGAGACUCAGAUAAUUUGCUUACCAUGAAGAGGUUUUCUAAGCCAAAGGUGGAAAGGCUAGGAAAGGAAUCACAAGUUUUGAAAGAGAAAGAUUUGAUCAUGGGCAUGAGCUCUUCAGUCUGUGUACCACAGGUUUUAUGCACUUUUGCUGACCGCAUAUAUGCUGGAAUAGUGCUAAAUACACACCUCGCUUGCCCUUUGUCUUCCAUACUCUCAAGUCCUUUUAGUGAAUCAGCAGCACAGUUUUGUGCUGCUUCUGUUGUUACUGCCUUAGAAGACUUGCACAAGAAAGGUGUUCUCUACAGAGGUGUGUCACCUGAUGUUUUGAUGUUGGAGCAAACAGGACAGAUACAGCUGGUGGACUUCAGAUUUGGAAAGAAGCUUUCUGAUGAGAGAACAUUCACAGUUUGUGGAAUGGCAGAUUCGCUAGCUCCUGAGAUUGUUUUGGGAAAAGGACACGGUUUCCCUGCUGACUGGUGGGCGUUGGGAGUUUUAAUAUAUUUUAUGUUACGGGGUGAGAUGCCAUUCGGAUCAUGGAGAGAAAACGAACUUGAUACAGUUGCCAAAAUUGCAAAAAGGAAGCUACAUCUUCCAGAGACUUUUAGUCCUGAAGCUGUGGAUCUCAUCUCCAAGUUACUUGAAGUAGAUGAAAGCAACAGACUUGGUAGCCAAGGUCCUGAUUCUGUCAAGAGUCACCCAUGGUUUAAUGGUAUUGAAUGGGAAGGGAUUAGACACCACACUUUUCCUGUUCCGCAAGAAAUUGUUUCUCGUAUAGCGCAGUACUUGGAAGUUCGUUCUGACGACUGUACUGGUUCUCUGGGGCCCCCAUUGCAGGAGGUAGAGGUAGAAGAACUUAAUGUGCCUGAAUGGCUUGAGGACUGGUAGAAGAAUGAAAGUUCUAGUUUGUCAAAUUUUUGAAGUUUGGCUCUACACCAAUAUUUACCUUUGCUUUUAUGGACAAAUUGCAAUCCAAGAAUGCAAUUGACCAGAGAAUGCAAAGAGAGCAAUAGAUCCUGAACAUUCCCCUUUGUUCAAUCUUUUAGGUGUUCAAAGGUAGAUGUAAAUGUUCUUUAUCCCUUCACAUUUUUUAUUUACUAAUUUUGAUUGGUAAUUACACUCCUCUGUAAAUAUUAUAUAGAGGUACAUGAUUGAAUUUGUCUUAAUUUUCAAUUGAAAUUCAACCAAUUUAAGUAUCUAACAAAUUGUUAA
Messenger RNA from Lotus japonicus, 4040 nucleotides. Its product is annotated as protein phosphatase 2C and cyclic nucleotide-binding/kinase domain-containing protein. Bases 489 to 3716 code for a protein of 1075 amino acids. Gene Ontology annotation, biological process: peptidyl-serine phosphorylation; signal transduction. Gene Ontology annotation, cellular component: cAMP-dependent protein kinase complex. Gene Ontology annotation, molecular function: cAMP-dependent protein kinase activity; cation binding; ATP binding. NCBI's taxonomy places the organism in Eukaryota, Viridiplantae, Streptophyta, Magnoliopsida, Fabales, Fabaceae. The transcript has 15 exons. The record is from RefSeq and is a predicted model, not a curated record.